Lactuca sativa (garden lettuce) is the source of this 345-nucleotide messenger RNA. Its product is annotated as RING/U-box superfamily protein. The record is from RefSeq and is a predicted model, not a curated record. Lineage: Eukaryota; Viridiplantae; Streptophyta; Magnoliopsida; Asterales; Asteraceae.
AUGAGUGUGGUGUUCCUUGUCUACAUGUGUUUGCUAUGGUACGCCGCACAUCACCUUCCUGAAAUGACGGCUCCGGUGAAACCCACCACCGGUACUGGCCUUUCAGCGGCGGAGCUCGACAAACUUCCGAGAACCACCGGUAAUGAACUCGGCUUAGGGACCGAAUGUUCGGUCUGUUUGGAGGAUAUUGAGGCGGAGCAACCGGCGAGGGUGGUUCCGGGAUGUAACCAUGGGUUUCAUCUACAAUGCGCCGAUACUUGGCUGUCAAAAAAUCCGGCUUGCCCGGUUUGCCGAAACAAACUUGAACCGGAUUUCUUUCGCCCAUCUGAAACCAGUCCAUGUUGA